This is a messenger RNA of Habropoda laboriosa, 1395 nucleotides long. Its product is annotated as carboxypeptidase B-like. Gene Ontology annotation, biological process: proteolysis. NCBI's taxonomy places the organism in Eukaryota, Metazoa, Arthropoda, Insecta, Hymenoptera, Apidae. The transcript has 6 exons. The record is from RefSeq and is a predicted model, not a curated record. The coding region runs from base 1 to 1395 and encodes 464 amino acids. Gene Ontology annotation, molecular function: metallocarboxypeptidase activity; zinc ion binding.
AUGGAGAAGAGCAGCAGAUCGCACGGUGCUCGUUUCACCGCGUUUGCCUUCCUUUUCCUCGCCGUUCUCUUCGCGGAGGCGUCGAUGAUCGAUCGUCAGAGGCGAGAAUUCGUGAUACCGGACUGGAUCGAGAUCGUCGACGAGCCUGUCGCCGAGAACUCCAAGACCAUUCAAAGGGCGGUCAGAGUGAGGGACACGAAGGUCACUUACGAUGGCGCGCAAAUAUGGAGGGUCCAGGGCAGCGAGAACCAGAAGGAUUUGGUGUCGAACGUGAGCAUGGACUUUCAGGAGACUGGACUGUUCUCAUUGUGGGUCGGUAACGACACGAUGGUGGACGUAAUAGUCCGUUCAGAAGAGAUUCCUCGAGCUUCUCGUUACUUGCAUCAAAAGGACCUGCAGUACAAAGUGGUGAUCGAGGAUCUUCAAAGAGCGAUAGACGAGGAGAAUCCAACGCUCUCCGAGCAAGAGAUGGAGGAGCUAGAAGGACGCAAAGGUCAUCGAAUGGAGUGGAGCAGUUAUCAUAGACUCGACGACAUUCACGGAUAUCUCGAUUAUCUCGCGGAGACUUUCCCUAACGUGUGCUCUGUUGUCAGUAUCGGAAAUUCUGUCGAAGGAAGAGCUCUCAAGGUUCUGAGAAUUAGCAAUGGGAAGCCUAACGCGCCUGCAUUAUGGAUCGACGGUGGUAUCCACGCUCGAGAAUGGAUCUCACCAGCUGCAGUCACUUGGAUUAUCAACGAACUGGUUGAAAAUAGCGAGAGCCUCGAGGCUGAUUACUAUAUCCUUCCUGUGGCGAACCCUGAUGGGUACGAGUACACGUUCACUAGGGAUCGUUUGUGGAGGAAGAAUAGGAAAAGAUCGGUAGGCAGCUUGUGUACGGGAGUUGAUCUUAACAGAAACUUUGGUUAUCGAUGGGGAGGUAUGGGAACAAGCAAAGAUCCUUGUCGCGAGAUUUACGCGGGCUCUGGACCAUUCUCUGAACCGGAAACGAAAGCUAUUAGGAACUUUUUCGAAGCUAGUGCUGCUAAUUUUAAGGCAUACUUAACGUUCCACAGUUACGGUCAGUACAUUUUGUACCCAUGGGGUUACGAUAAACGUGUUCCACCAGAUUAUGCUGACCUCGACAGGGUUGGUAGGCAGGUAGCAACUGCCAUGAGAAAAGCAAAUGGUGCUAACAGUGCUUACACUGUUGGAAACAGUGCUACAACACUAUACGCAGCUUCUGGUGGCUCUGACGACUGGGCUAAAGCAAUUCUCAAGAUGAAAUACACGUACACGAUUGAAUUAAGAGACACUGGAAAGCAUGGUUUCGUUUUACCUGCUCGUUAUAUCAUUCCAACGGCGAAGGAAGCGUUGGCUGCUGUUAUGGUCGUCACGGAAGCUUGCAAGUCGUUGUAA